Molecule: messenger RNA, 1788 nt
Organism: Epithele typhae
Lineage: Eukaryota; Fungi; Basidiomycota; Agaricomycetes; Polyporales; Epitheliaceae
Exons: 9
Coding region: 1-1788 (595 amino acids)
Biological process (GO): DNA-templated transcription; regulation of DNA-templated transcription
Cellular component (GO): nucleus
Molecular function (GO): DNA binding; zinc ion binding; DNA-binding transcription factor activity, RNA polymerase II-specific
Source: RefSeq, a predicted model, not a curated record
AUGGCCGACGACCACACACCCUCUCCUUCGUCCGGCCCGGUCCCCCUCCAGCGAGGCAAGGCCUGUCUCCGCUGCCGCAAGCGCAAAAUGCGGUGCGACGGCACCCGGCCCGCGUGCGCUCAAUGCGUCCGUGCGAAGAAGGGAGACACAUGCGAGUUCGACGACGGCAAGGGCAAGACCAGGACCCAGCUCAUGCGCGAGCACAUCGCCCGCCUCGAGCUCCGCGUCAAGGAGCUCGAGAGCCCAGAGCAGUCCGCCCCCUCCAUGACCCUCUUCGACCCCCACGCCAUCUCGCCCUACUACUCCGAGUCCUCCUCUUCCUCCAGCUACGACUCGCCCGGCAAGCUCAGCUACUCCGCCUCCGCAUCCCCCACGCCCUUCCCUUUGUCUGACCAGGACCCGCGCAGGGGCAUGCUCAGCCCGCUUUCCCUCGACUCCCCCGACGUCGACCCCAGAGCGUGGGACCAACUAAACUUUGCCGACAUUCCUUCCCUCCCGGCAGUCGACUCCUUCAACGGCGUCGAGCCCCCCCUCGACCACAUCCUCCUCGAGAUCUUCCUCCCCCAUCGUCUUCAGUGCGGCCUCGAUGUCCAUGUCGGUCGUCUGCGGGAUUCUCUCACCCUUCCCGCCGCUGAUCAGCGUCACCCCGCGCUCAUGAACGCCAUCUUCCUUUGGGCAUGCUUCAUUUCACGACCCGGCACUCUCAGUCAAUACGAGCAGCUCUAUCUCUCCCGCGCCACCUCUUUCGGCGACGCCAUGCAGUUCACCUCAAAGCCGAUCGAUCUCAUUCAGGCCUCGUGUCUGCUCUCCCUCUACUUCCUCUCCAACGGACGUAUGCUUGAGGGCAGCUACCACGCCUCGGCAGCCUCCACGCUUGCCGUCCAGUGUCGCCUCCACCAGAUCGGCUCCGAGGACCGCAUGCUUGCUCCUGACAAUUGGGACUCGUCCUUCGAGCUCCCUCCUCCCAAAGACAGCAUCGAGCGCGGGGAGCGUAUCUCAACUUUCUGGCAGGUCUAUAAUCUCGACCGCUGUGCGUCCGUCAUGUUGCGGAGGCCCGCCACUCUCCCGGAUAGCGACCAUCCGUGGGCCUCUAUCACGACUCCAUGGCCACAGCGCAUUGAGGACUAUGAGGACGGAGAUCUCGACGUUGGUACCGGUUCACCCACCAUCCGAGCGUUCUUUGUCCAGCAGUCGCAGUCGACCUCGUUGAGCGGCUUUUCCAUCGGCGCACUCAGAGUGAAGGCGUCGGCGUUGUACGAAGGUGCGAACCGGUUGUCUUCGAGCUGGAGCCCUAGGUCUCUCGCGUCCAGUUCCUUCUCGGACAACUUCAACGCCUUCGAACACAGCAUCAUCCGCUUCACGGCAACCUUACUUCCCCUUCACCAAGUUGGCGGUGCGAUCCCCGAGGACAAGUACGCGUUGGUUGCUAUUCACAGUCUCGCGCACGCGUCCAUGAUUCGUCUUCACGCGCCAUUUAUGCGUGAUGACGGGGUCUCUCGCGAGAAGUGCCUCCGCGCGGCACGCUCUCUCAUCCACAUCACGAAGCUCAUCACAGACUCGGAUUUCGACUUCCUCGAUCCGAUCAUGGGCUCUUGCUGGUCUAGCGCCGCAAAGGUGCUUGAGAGCGAACUCAGCCGCUUGCAAUCGUCGUGGCCCGAUCCCCUCAACACGAUGGAGGUUCGGACUGAUUUGGAGGCAUUGCUCUACGUCAUGACGAAGCUUGGCGCCAGGUUACCCAUCGUCGCCUACCACUCCGCGAAAGUUCAAAGCUGCCUAGACGGCGAGUGA